Messenger RNA from Camellia sinensis, 870 nucleotides. RefSeq lists its product as uncharacterized. The record is from RefSeq and is a predicted model, not a curated record. Lineage: Eukaryota; Viridiplantae; Streptophyta; Magnoliopsida; Ericales; Theaceae. Gene Ontology annotation, biological process: shoot system development; root development.
AUGGGUUGUUCUUCAAAAACUGAGAGAUCAAUUAGUUUGCCUUGCAGAUCACAUCCUAGCACUGUUAGAGUUGAGGAGGAGCUAAACAAGAUCAAGACUUGGGAUGCAUCGUUGAAAGAAAUCAAUUAUGGUCUAUCAAGAUUGGAGGAUUUGUACAAAUGCAUGGAAGAUCUUCUCAACUUGCCACUUACCCAACAAGCCCUCUCUCAUCACCAACAUGAGAAAUGGACUAGCGACUUGCAGGAUGGAUUCAUACUGCUUUUGGACAUUUGUGGCACUGCAAGGGAUGUCAUGACACAAAUGAUGGAACAUGCUAGAGAUCUUCAAUCCACUUUCAGAAGGAGAAAAGGUGAUUCAAGCAUUGAAACUAGCAUUGCUAAAUACAAUUGUUUUAGGAAGAACACAAACAAGGAUGCCAAGAAGUUGAUUGCAGCAAUGAAGCAAAUCGACAACAAAAUUAAGGCCACACCACUCUUAGAGCUAGAUCAACAUGUCUCAUCAGUGAUUAAAGCGCUGAGAGAGGUUGUUGCAGCAAGCAUCUCUAUCCUCCAUUUGGUUCUCUUGUUCUUGUCCGUGCCAAUUUUGAAAUUAAAGCCAGCAAGAUGGUCACUGUUUUCAAAGUUGCUCUACAAAGGGGCAAUUGCGUGUGAAAAUCAUCUACAGGAGAAUGUGAAUAAGUUGGAGAAGGUCGAUGUUGCAUUGCAUAGCCUAUGCAGAGGUGAUUCAAUUGAAGGGGAUAAGUUGCAAAUUGCACAGAAUAGCCUCAAGUCUUUGGAGGCUAGCAUUGAAGAUGUUGAGAAUGUUUUGGAGUGCUUGUUUAGGCGAUUCAUUAAAACAAGGGUCACUCUUCUAAACAUAGUCUCCCACUAA